Messenger RNA from Nerophis lumbriciformis (worm pipefish), 864 nucleotides. The record is from RefSeq and is a predicted model, not a curated record. NCBI's taxonomy places the organism in Eukaryota, Metazoa, Chordata, Actinopteri, Syngnathiformes, Syngnathidae.
AUGGAUCCUGCUCUACUGAGGGAGAGGGAGCUCUUCAAGAAAAGAGCUUUGUCCACGCCAGUUGUAGAGAAGAGACCAGCUGCAUCAGAUUCUGGAUCACACAAGAAGAAGAAGCCCCGAAUAGAAAAGGAGGGCUCAUCAGGAUCCAAGCAGAGUACUGAGUCUAGUAAUGGCAGUUUUAACAUUAAGACAAGCUCCGGUUACAAGUUUGGUUGUCUUGCAAAGAUCGUCAAUUACAUGAAGACAAGACAUCAAAAUGGCGACACACACUUCCUGACACUUGAUGAAAUUCUGGACGAGACCAAACUUCUCGAUAUCGGCUUGAAACAAAAGCAGUGGCUAAUGACUGAGGCUUUGGUAAGUAAUCAAAAAAUUGAGGUCCGGGAUGGCACAUAUGGCUUCAAGCCCAAGUACAACCUGAAGGACAAAAAAGCUUUACUGAGGCUGCUGGACAAACAUGAUCAGCUAGGCCUAGGAGGAGUGCUAUUGGAAGAAGUUGAAGAGGGGCUUCCCAACUCCGCUAAGGCCAUAAAGGCAUUAGGGGAUCAGAUUACAUUUGUGACAAGACCGGAUAAGAAAAAGAUCCUGUUCUACAAUGAUAAACACUGUCAAUUUCUGGUGGAUGAAGAAUUUCAGAAACUGUGGAGGAGCGUUCCGGUGGACUCUAUGGAUGAAGAGAAGAUUGAAGAGUAUUUGAAAAAGCAAGGAAUCACCUCCAUGCAGGAAUCAGGGCCAAAGAAAGUGUUACCAGUUCAAAAGAGGAAGAAGCAAGCUGGUCAGCGAAAGAGACACUUCAAGACCCACAAUAACCAUUUGGCAGGAGUACUGGAGGACUAUGCGGAUGGUGUGCCAGUCAAAAAGUGA